ACUUUUACUUCCUCGUCCUCUCAGAUAGAGGAACUGACCGUUUUGUGGCUGGCCUUUCUGUCAACACUCCACAUCCUCUGCAGCUUCAUCUCACAACUUUCAAAUCAUGAUCCGAUAGAAAACUGCACAGCUGAAAAGAACCAACUUCACUUGUAAAGAGAUGGCUCGUUCUGGGCAGCAAGGCGAGAUGACGGAGUACAAGAAGAUCCUGAUCAAACGGGACAUGGAGAUGGGUGUGGUCAUGACGGUGUUUCGGCAGAAAGCAGAACGGCUCACCGUGCAGGUCAUCAUGGAGACCCGUCAGGUGGCGUGGACACGCACAGCGGACAAGACCGACGGUGUCUUGGACCUGUUUGAGAUCAGGGAGAUUCGUCCCGGGAGGAACUCCAAGGACUUUGAGCGCUUCAGGGACGGAAAGGACAAACACGAGGAGAACACGUGCUUCACCAUCUUCUACGGCUCGCAGUUUGUCCUCAACACCCUGAGUCUGGGGGCUGAUUCUGCAGAGGAGGCUCAGAAAUGGCUGAUUGGACUCGAACUGCUGAGGCAAGAGACAGAGGUCGCUCCCACUCCGGUUCUCAUAGAGAGUUGGCUGAGGAAGCAGAUGUAUUCUGUCAAUCAGACCAAAACAAACAGCAUCUCCAUGAAGGAGCUGAAGGCCCUGCUUCCUCAGCUCAACUACAAGACCCCGAGCUCUCGAGUCCUCAAAGACAGAUUCCAGGAAGUGGGAGCGAAGAAAGAUCGUCUGGACUUUGAGCAGUUUCAUAAAUUGUACAAUCUUAUAAUGUUUGAACAGAAUGAGAUCCUCGAUGAGUUCAAAAAUGAAUCGUGUGCUUUUAUUCUGGGAAACACAGAUAAACCCGAGGCCUCGUUGGUUCUGCUCCACGACUUCCAACGAUUCCUCAUCUACCAGCAGAAGGAGUUCUGGGCCAAUGAUCUGAACCAGGUCAGAGAACUCAUGACGAUCUUCAUCGACGACACCAUGAGAAAAACCAACGACCCAGAGUUCACCGUCAGCGAAUUCCUCAGUUUCCUGUUUUCUAAGGAGAACUCUCUGUGGGACGAGAAGUUCUCAGAGAUCAACACCAUGGACAUGAACAAUCCUCUGUCCCACUACUGGAUCAGCUCCUCACACAACACGUAUCUGACAGGGGAUCAGCUUCGUAGUGAGUCGUCCACAGAGGCUUAUGUCCGCUGCCUGCGUCUGGGAUGUCGCUGUGUGGAGCUGGACUGCUGGGAGGGGCCCGGGGAGCCAAUCAUCUACCACGGCUGGACCAGAACAACCAAGAUCAAGUUCGAGGACGUGGUCAAAGCCAUCAACGACCACGCGUUCGUCACCUCAGACUUCCCGCUGAUCCUGUCCAUCGAGGAGCACUGUCCUCUGGAGCAGCAGCGUCAGAUGGCUCGAAUCUUCAAAGACGUGUUCGGAAGCAAGCUGCUGACGAAGCCGGUGGAGCAGAUGGCCGAGCAGCUGCCUUCACCUACUCAGCUGAAGGGCAAGAUCAUACUCAAGCACAAGAAGAUCAGUGUUGAGGAAGGAGGGAUCAGUAAAGACUUUAGGAAAGGGCAGAAACAGGGCGACCUGGAGAUCUGGGACCCUGUGGAUCAGGUGUGGCACACGCACUUCUGUGUGAUCUGUGACGACAAGCUGUACUACGACGAGGAGGACACGGAGCAGGAGGAACAAUCCGAGAAGGACCUGCACUGCACAGAGCCGUGGUUUCAUGGUCGCAUGAAGGAGGGCAGGCUGAUGGCCGAGAGACUGAUCCACGAUUACUGCGCAGAGACCGGAGGAAGAGACGGAACCUUCCUGGUCCGAGAGAGCGACACCUACGUCACAGACUUCACCCUCUCCUUCUGGCGCACUGGGAGAGUCCAGCACUGUCGUAUUCGCUCUGGCUCCGAGGGGGGGCUCACUUACUUCUACCUGACGCCCAACCUGCACUUCCUCAGCGUGUACUCCCUGAUCAAUCACUACAGAGAAAACCCGCUGCGCUGUCAAGACUUCGAGCUGCGCCUCACCGACGCCGUCCCUCAGCCCACCCCCCAUCGAACAGAAGGGUGGUUCUACAGUAACCUGAGCAGAGGCCAGGCGGAGGAUUACCUGCUGAGGAUUCCCAGAGACGGAGCGUUCCUCAUCCGACAGAGAGAAGGAGAAACAGACUCCUUCGCCAUCACGUUUAGAGGCGACGGUAAAGUGAAACACUGUCGGAUCCAGAAGGAGGGGAGCAUGUACCUGCUGGGCACCACCACGGAGUUCGAGAGUCUGGUGGAGCUGGUCAAUUACUUCAAGACCAGGCCACUGUAUCGCAAGAUCAAGCUACGUUACCCAGUCACCCCCACACUGGUGGACCGCUUCAGCGCCGAGAAAGACUGUGCGUCUCUGUACGGGGUGAAAACAUACGUGGAGCCCAACGAGAUCGAGCCGUCACUGCCUCAGAAUACAGUCAGGGCUUUAUACAGCUUCCAGGCGAGAAAUUCCAAUGAGCUCAGCUUCAGUAAAGGAGCUUUGAUACACAAUGUCACCAAGGGGACAGAUGCAUGGUGCAAAGGUGACUACGCUGGAAAGAUUCAGCAUUUCUUCCCAUCAAUCUAUGUAGAGGAAGUUUCCUACAACAUCCAACCUGAGCCCAAAGAGGAGGACCUGGAGGACAACCCACUGGGUGAACUGUGUAAAGGUGUUGUGGACAUCUCCAAGUGCAACAUCCAAAACUUGACCAACGGGAAGAACGGGAAGCCCCAUGUGUUGACCCUGCAGGACAUGGAGCAGGACAACCUGCAGUUUGACCUGGCAGCAGCUUCUGUGGAGGAGCUGUUCGAAUGGUACCAGGUGGCCUGGGACAUCACUCAGAGAGAGAUGAGCAAACAGUACAACCGGGAGCAAGUGAUGAGACAGCAGGUGGAAGUGGAGAAGAAGUACGAGGUUGCCAGGGAGAUGUCGGACCUCGUGGUCUACUGUCAGCCUCGCAGCAAAGAGAAGGACCGCUUCGACGGUUACACGUACAAAGAGAUUCGCUCCUUUGUGGAGAACAAGAUGCCGGGAAAGAGCCGCACCCAGGACUUCUUACAGUACAACUGCAAGGCUCUGAGUCGCAUCUACCCAAAAGGCCAGCGGGUGGAGUCCUCCAACUACGACCCGUAUCCCCUGUGGGCUCUCGGCUGUCACAUGGUUGCUCUCAACUACCAGACUGCAGAUAAAUACACCCAGUUGAACAGCGCCCUCUUCAGUCUGAAUGCACAAACUGGCUACGUGCUGCAGCCGGAGCUCAUGCGCUCCGAUAACUACGACCCCAACCAAGAGAAGAUUAAGAUCAAGUACGAGAUUGUGGUCAGGGUGAUCGCUGCUCGACACCUCCCGAAGCCCGGCCGCAGCAUCCCCAGUCCGUUCGUCGAGAUCGAGCUGUGUGGCCAGACGGAGGAGAAGAGCAAAACCGUCGUCUACUGUGACAACGGUCUGAACCCGGUGUGGAAAGCCCCGGCCGAGCCCGUUGUCUUCAACGUGUACGAGCCGGAGCUCACCUUCCUGCGCUUUGUGGUCAACGAGGAGGACAUGUUCUCAGACCCCAACUUCCUGGCCCAGGCCACGUUUCCUGUCAAAGGCAUCCGCUCAGGUUACCGCUCCGUACCUUUAAAGAAUGGCUACAGUGAAAGCUUAGAGUUAGCCUCGCUACUGGUCUACAUCAACGUACAGCCAGCAGGGCACGCAGAGGAGGCGCUGUACUCGUCCUCCAGCCAGCUGAGGAAGAAUCCGGCCGAGGUCAGCGGUGAACUUUCCCUGUACGACACUCACGCCAACAUCCAGCGCUCCACGCUCCCUCGCCAACACAACCAGCUCACGAGAGAGUUCAGCACCAGCGAGCACAGGACGAAGGAGAAGAAGAUAAACAACAGUAAGUUUUACUCCUGAGGACUCGGCUGAACCGAACCUGUCCACGUCCUGUCGGAGUUUCCCAGUGGGGACAUUUUCUAGUUUUUCAUUUUUAUAUCAAAAACUACAAGCAUCCAAUAUUCCCCUCAAUAGUUUUCUAUUUAUUUUAGAUUUUUAAAAAGUGUGGUGUCAAUAUUUCCCUAAAUAUGGAAAUAUUGAAACAUGUUAAUGUUAUUUUGGAGAAACCAUUAACUUUAUGUUUCAAUUAUGACAAAUGAGGCUGUAACGUUUCUUCUGAGGGUCCCACAGACAGUCAGUCAUUUUUUAUUCUUCUGCAUUCAGCCACUAAUCAAACUGCAACACUGAGGCCCGGAUGAUAUUUAUUUUGAAUGAAAUAUGAGUUUCUGCUCAUUGUAAUAGGAGUUUGACAGUUUUUGAGAGUUUUAUUCAUCUGUUUUUAUGUCGACUUUUAAAUCGCGAUGAAGCAAAAUAAAAUAAAAACUGAAAAACGCGAGCAGCACACAGGAAGUUGUCUUUAUCCGUUUCCUCAGUGUGAUGUGUGAUGAUGUUUCAGUCACAUGAAUUAAAAAUGUAAUCCAGAGUGAUUCAUGUAUUUAAUUUGACGGCAGAUGGUGUUUGUGGCUUUCUGAUAAUUCAUGUGACCUUCUUAUGAUUUGAGUCAAUAAAGUAUGUUUGGUGAAACGUC
This is a messenger RNA of Hippoglossus stenolepis (Pacific halibut), 4574 nucleotides long. RefSeq names its product phospholipase C, gamma 2 (gene plcg2). The record is from RefSeq and is a predicted model, not a curated record. The transcript is spliced from 33 exons. Gene Ontology annotation, biological process: phospholipid catabolic process; phosphatidylinositol-mediated signaling; positive regulation of epithelial cell migration. Lineage: Eukaryota; Metazoa; Chordata; Actinopteri; Pleuronectiformes; Pleuronectidae. Gene Ontology annotation, molecular function: phosphatidylinositol-4,5-bisphosphate phospholipase C activity; protein binding. The coding region runs from base 161 to 3907 and encodes 1248 amino acids.